AUGUCGGGCGUGCACGGCCACGUCCUGGGACACCUCGUCCGCCGCGGAGUCGACGCCGCCCACGCCCACUUCCAGGUGUCGCCGGACACCAUGGCCAAGCUGCAGCACGACGCCGAGCUGUACGAGAAGACGGGCGCCGAGAUCCACGACUGGGAGAUGCUGCCCGUCCUCGCCACCGCCGUCCUGACCAUCCUCGUCCUCGCCUCGAUCAAGUACACGAUCGGCGAGGUCAUGGCGUCGCUCACCAUGAUCGAGUCGCCCACCGCCACCGCCAUCAUCGAGGACAAGCCGCCCGCCUACGCCGACGAGCCCGAUGCGCCGCUCGAAAAAGAGCCGUUGAUGCCGGCCGAGGCCGAGGCCGACGUGGAGGUGACCUUGAUCAACAACAAGCCGGUGACCUCCAGCAUCCGUGCCACCAUGAAACACUUGAAGAAGGUCGGGGGAUUCCGCGCCAAGUGGCGGGGUCUGGGCGCCAGCGUCGUCUACCACGCCCUGCACUCGCUCUCCACCAACUUCCUCGCGCGUCUCCUCGGCAUGGGCUUCUUCGGCCGCAGCUUGAUGUACAUCCUGACCUCCGUCAUGCUCGCCCGCUUCCACAUGGCCUGGACCCAUUCCAUGAUCUCUGCUCCAUCCGCCAAGCCUUUCUGGCGCCGCAUGGUCCCGCGCAAGCAGUGCAAGGCCGUCUUCCUGCCUGCUUUUGUCUUCGCAACCGCUCAGCAGGCUACUUGGAUCCUCCCAAUGGCUGUGGCUGUCGCUCUGGGCCUGCCAGAAAUCCAGGGCGAGCAUGUCGUUCGCGCUGCCCAGCACAAGGACUGCGCUAUGCUCGGUCUCCUCAGCCUGCGCUUCUUGGCCGUCCCUGCCACCGCUCUCUUUGUCGCUCUUGCCAUCUUGCUCCCAGCAACUGUCACCCUCACCCGCAUCGAGGCCCUCCUCCUCUCAGAGGAAGAUGCCACCAUCGUGCCCUUCGACCGCCAGGCUCUCAUCGGCGACAUCGACCUCACCGCCCGCGGUGCCAACAAGAAGCUAUUCGUCAACGCAUGGCGCUCGUUCGACCGCGCCGCUCGCUGGAGGUUGAUCAAGACCUACGUCAAGAUGGCCAUGAUCCAGCUCUUCGUUGUCUUCACCGCCGUUCACGUUAUCGCUGCGGAGAUGUACAUCAUUGGUGGCGAGAGACUCGGUGUCUUCUUCAAGUCUGCCGCUGCCCAGAUCCAGCUCGAGGCGAUUGAUCUUCAGAACAAGGACUUGUAA
Zasmidium cellare ATCC 36951 is the source of this 1248-nucleotide messenger RNA. RefSeq lists its product as uncharacterized. The transcript has 2 exons. Bases 1 to 1248 code for a protein of 415 amino acids. Lineage: Eukaryota; Fungi; Ascomycota; Dothideomycetes; Mycosphaerellales; Mycosphaerellaceae. The record is from RefSeq and is a predicted model, not a curated record.